UCGUUAAAAUGAAAAAAAGGAAAACAAGAAAAAGAGUUUUUCGUAAUCAAAUUUCUCAAGAUAUUACAGCACCUGGAUUAUAUAAGAGAGGGGGAAUGACUGCGACUGGUCUUCUUUUGAGAAGUAUUUCGCCCUUGGUGUCGGGAAGAUGGCUAAGACAACACUCUUGGUAGUGCCUGUGUCUUUGCUUAUGUUGGCAAUUCAAAGUUUUUAUCCAGUUUUGUCUAUCACAACUCAGACCAUGCCGAACACUGUGCAUUAUCUUAAAGUGUUGGAGGAGAUGUUGCAAGGUCCCCUGGCAGGCUGGGGCGUCGUCCUGUACCUGGACCCUGAUCUGGAAGUCCAGGUCCUAGACCAGCUGCUUACCUUCCCAGCCUUCCAGGAUUCUCCUCAUGUCCUGGUUGACCUGGGCUCCGACGUGGAUUUGUGGUCCAAGGACCAGCCUGCCCCGGUGCUCCGUGGAGCCCGUGUCAUCCAUAUUGUUGUGUUUAAGGAAGAUCCCCGACCAUAUUUUGACACCAUCUCUCUCCAAUGGAACCCCAAAUAUCUUAUGCUCUUCAGUUUAGCCAACAAAACUUUUCAAAAUAUUCUUCUAGGUAAUGCAUUCCAAAGGAGCCAAAAUCUGGUUUUGAUUGAAAGGUUCUCACCAAGAUCCUCUGAAAUGACCCCAACAGCAAGAGUAUCUACAUCGUUUCCUUUUUCAAAAGAUGAAAAGAUGAUUCUAAUAGGAACAUGGAACUCUAGCAUUUAUUCUAAAAUAGAAAAUAUUUUCGUGGAUCGGUUUCCUUCAUUCGAGGAUUAUAAGUUUCAUCUUGCAACUUGGUUUGAUGAUAUUCCAUUUCUUUAUCAAAAGGAAAAUGCACCAGUAGGAACAGGUGAUGGCAUUACUGUCAAAAUGUUGGACACCAUCGCUGAGGUCCUCGACUUUAACUACACGUUGACAGUGGAGCCUCCAGAUGGUGCCUGGGGAUCCCUGGUCAAUGGUUCAUGGACUGGUAUGCUUGGAAUGGUUCAUCGCCAUGAGAAGAACUUUACAGUGAGUACCAUGCCUCUCACUGCAAAUCGCAUUGAAGAUUUUGACGCUGGCGUCUGGUACUGGACUGAAGGAUUUGGGUUGAAUAUGAUGACCCCAGCACCGUUGGCUAAGUGGCAAGCCACCUAUUACCCCUUUAUGCCCUCUGUAUGGAUCACAAUUGGUGCCACCUUCGCUGUGGUCGUCCUUACUAUGGCGCUACAGGACUGGAUACAGCCGGAGCCGUUCCUAGGAGGGUUUGGACGGACAUGGUUAUAUCUCCUAAGGGCGGUAGUGAAACACACCUUGCCGGGGCUGCCGACAGCUCAGUGGCAGCGUGUGUUGGUGGGCGUCUGGUGGGUCUACUGCUUCAUCCUCACCACCGCCUACACCGCCAACCUCAUCGCCUUCCUCACCAUCCCUGUGUUUCCCAAGCGCAUCCAGACAUUAGAAGAGCUGGCCCAGAGUGACUACAGGGUGUCCAUGCAUGAUUAUGGGGAAUUUGUACCAGAGGCGCUGAGAUCGUCCAAGACGCCGGUUUAUCGCACUCUUGGGGAGAAGAUGGAUCUGGUCAAGUUGUACGACGAUGCUGUGUAUCUUAUGUCGAACCGUACCCAUGCCCUCCUCGAACUAUACUCCUACAACCGCAUCGUCACAAAAUCCAUUACCAAGGUGAGCAACUCAUAUAUGUUGAAGGAUCAGUUGUAUGCUAGUUAUUUUAGUUGGCUCUUCCAGAAGAACACACCAUGGAAGUAUAAGUUCGACCUAUGCAUCCAGCACUUGGUGGAGGCCGGACUUGUCACUCGCUGGCACAAGGAAACAACAGAAGACUUCAUGGGCCAGGACUACGAGCGUCGGGAGCGUCUGGCUGCCAAGGAACAGCUCAAUAACAAGCAGCCACUGAGCCUCCAACACCUACAGGGAGUCUUCUUCAUCCUCCUCCUCAGCUGGGCAGCCAGUAUUGUUGUCUUCAUCCUAGAACUGGUGCUGCAAGUGCUGCAGUGAUCAACCUGAAGUUGCUGACGCAGUGCUACUACGUUCAUCUUAGUUACCCCAUAACUUGUGUUACAUAUUUUCCAGCACGACCUGUUGUAUAGUAACUAGGUUGGUGCAAGUGUUAAGUUGUGAAUUUAUAACAAGUAAUGUAAUAUUUUGAGGACUUGGUGUUUUAAGGAUUGUCAUCGUAUUCAGGGGGUUAAUUUGCUUCACUUUAUUUAGUAUUUGCUGGUCUUUAGAGAGCAUUAAAGGAGACCAAUUGUACCAUCACAAAGAAUAUAAUAAUGUCUUAA
Homarus americanus (American lobster) is the source of this 2301-nucleotide messenger RNA. RefSeq names its product ionotropic receptor 21a-like. NCBI's taxonomy places the organism in Eukaryota, Metazoa, Arthropoda, Malacostraca, Decapoda, Nephropidae. The coding region runs from base 149 to 2017 and encodes 622 amino acids. Gene Ontology annotation, cellular component: membrane. The transcript is spliced from 5 exons. The record is from RefSeq and is a predicted model, not a curated record. Gene Ontology annotation, molecular function: glutamate-gated receptor activity.